Messenger RNA from Phytophthora sojae, 810 nucleotides. RefSeq lists its product as hypothetical. Lineage: Eukaryota; Oomycota; Peronosporomycetes; Peronosporales; Peronosporaceae. The record is from RefSeq and is a predicted model, not a curated record. The transcript has a single exon. The coding region runs from base 1 to 810 and encodes 269 amino acids.
AUGCGCGGUCACAUCGCCAUUUCGCAGAUCGUCAACAUGGCGGAGAGCACGACUUCGGAUGGCAAGCAAGCGACGGCGCCAGCUCAAGGCACGGCGCCCCCCGGCAGCGCGCCACCUCCGACACAGCAGCGCACCGGCCACGCCCCUGCGAGCACCGCACCAGCAGGCGGCGGCAGCGGCCAGGCGGGUAACUCAGCGUCCGGCGACACUUCGACGGGCAGCACCAAGACGGGCGUGACCAAGCGCGUCUCCUUCUCCAGCGCCACCGGCAAGACCUCCGACGCGGACAUGCGCGAGGCCGAUGGCAACGCCUCGACUGACGCUGCAACCCAGGAAACUGGUGACGCGAACUCAGAGUCCAAGGCUCCAGACGCAGGCGGCGUGGCUCCGGACGUGGACAUGGAGGGCGUCCCUGAGUUCAAGUUACCACGACACGCGACGCUAGAGGACGUCAGGGGACUCAUCUUCGCAGGCAUGCUUCGGCAGGAGGAGGUCGGUCCCCCUGACUUCCUGGUCCCUGAACGCCCCCCGCACUGGAAACUGCCGGCUCCGCCGAAUCUCAAGACCAACGCGUAUCUCGUGGGGAUCCCAGGGAUCAUGAACGACAUUCGCGCGGGCGCGUUCGCCAUGGAAGGCUAUGGCGGCGCGACCACGAUGGUCGGCUUCGAGGAGCUCUCCGACGAGGAUCUUCAGGGGUUGAAGGAAGUCUGUGGCGCCGACGCUGGGAUCGGUGUCCUAUGUCCACGUCGUUCGCCUUCAUCUUCCUUCUCACACACUGCCAAAGCCUCAGCAGUAUCACCUUCUCCAUAA